ACAGAGCUGAAGACUCGGCCCGACUCUCUACCCGUUGUGCCAUGAAGGUGUGUUGGCUGCUGAUGUUGGUGGGCGUGGCGGCAACGGCGAUGGCAGCGUCGCUGCCUGAGGACCCCGCGUCGUGGGAGCCGGAGCCAGACGAGGGCCAGCGCACGAGGCGCUCGGGGUCCGGCUCCGGAGGAAUACUCAGCUACAUCAAGGAAAAAGUUUCCGGCAAAAUCGCGCAGAUCGCGUCCGCUUCGUCGUCCUCCGGCAGCGACCACGAGCCGCCACCAGAAUACGGGCCGCCGGUCGAGAGCUAUGACCACAAAUCCUUCGACAUCUGGAGUUUCAAGCGUGCACUGCUGUCGUCAUUGCUGCAGGCUGUAAAGGCCAUCAAGGGCGGCAUAAUUGCACUUAAAGGACAGCUAAUUAAGGCAAAGGGAAACGUCAUUGAGGCAAAAGGACGUUUCCUGGCUGCCAAGGGUGAAGCCAUCUCAGAAUUCGGUAAACAUGUGGCGACCAAGGCAUUACUGGAAGGGGACCAUGAGGACGAACAUCCACACAGCCAUAGCAGCGGACCCAGCGGUCCUCCCAGCGGUUACGCUGUUGAGACUGUACACUCAGGUGGGUACUCGGGCCCGCCACCGCCCCCUGUAUACGGGCCACCACCGUCGGCGCCAGGGCUGGUGUACGGCGCUCCCUUCGCCAAGAUCGCAAGGGCCGCUACGCCGCCUGCCCCUCAUCUCGACAAGCCUGGCCCAGGUGAAGUGCAGGCAGGUUUGCUGGUGCUGAAGCCCAUCUCGUUGCCAGAGCCGCGCGGACACUCGUCGCACUCCACUGCUGCCACGGGCCAUGUACCUGUCCUGGCGCCAGCGCCUCCACACAUCUUCCCCCCCACCUGGGUCUAUUAGAAGGUUCCACGUGCUGUCGCCGCAUAACGGAUGAUUCCUUCAUCAAUUCACCCAUUGCAACUGACGAAAAUCCGUUGACUGUUAUUGAUAUCACAGCGUUAUUCAUUUCUAUGAUUAGACUUGUAGUUUCAUAUACGCUGAUAAUCUUAUACAGGAGCAUGGACUCUGUG
This is a messenger RNA of Schistocerca nitens (vagrant locust), 1063 nucleotides long. RefSeq lists its product as uncharacterized. The transcript has 6 exons. The record is from RefSeq and is a predicted model, not a curated record. Lineage: Eukaryota; Metazoa; Arthropoda; Insecta; Orthoptera; Acrididae. The coding region runs from base 42 to 893 and encodes 283 amino acids.